Messenger RNA from Aphidius gifuensis, 1840 nucleotides. RefSeq lists its product as uncharacterized. NCBI's taxonomy places the organism in Eukaryota, Metazoa, Arthropoda, Insecta, Hymenoptera, Braconidae. The transcript has 6 exons. Bases 654 to 1637 code for a protein of 327 amino acids. The record is from RefSeq and is a predicted model, not a curated record.
AGUGUAAAUGACAUUUGACAGUGGAUAAUAAUUGUUUUUUUUUUUAUUUAUUUUUAAUUUAAAAUAAAUAUUACUUAAAAAUAUAUUCAUUUGUGUUUUUUGUAGUAUAAAAUAACUGCACUUUUAUAUAUUUCUAUAAAUUAAAAAUAAUAUUUUUUUGUUCUUAUCUACAUAGAUAUCUCAUUUAAUUUUUUUUUUUUUGUCUCUUGCACACAAUUUGUCUAUUAGAGCUUACUAUUUCUAUUUAGUACGUGGCUAAAUAGAAAUAAAUUUAGAACGUAUGCGUCAUAUAAUUCACGAGUAUAGUUUUAAGUCUUUUUCGACCAAGCAUUUAUACAUUAACAGAUAAAAAGGGACUCAAUAGACCAACUAGCACGAAAAAAGAAAAAAAAAAAAAAGAUAAGAAACUUUUAGAUAUUUUAUUAUUAUUUUAUUAUAUAUCUAAAAAUAAAAACCAAUGUAUUUAAGUUUUGUCAUGUAUCAAGAAAUGUUUCACGAUAAAUAUAUUUGAAACGUAAAUAAAUAAUCAAAAAUAAAUGAACGUUCAAUGUGGUGUCAUCGAGUGAAAAAUUUACCAAACAUUUUCAUAAAUUGUGAAUUGAAAAAAGUGAACAAAUACAUCAAGAAGUUUAAUAUAAUAAAAUUUAAUAAAAAUGUCAAACCCAAAUAUUUUUUUUACAUCAAGAAGUAGCAGAAAUUUUUGGAGAAAAAAAACAGCUUUAAUUUUCCUCAUUUGCUGUUUACUAAGUACAAUAUUUAUCAUGCAAUUUUUUUACAAUUCACCAUCAUCAAUGAUAAAUUUUAAUGACAAUGAUGACAGGCUAUCUUUUGACAUGUUUAAUCCAGAAUUGAACCGAUUUUUCAAUCAAACAGACAAAAAAUGGUACAACAAAAAAGAUAUUUCCAUGUUUGAUGUAAAAUUGCUCAAAGAAAUUCGCAAUAAUUGGAUAAUAAGUAAAUUUAUCAAUGAAAAUAUUCAUUCAUAUUUGAAUCUGGCAGAACCUGAUAUUAUUGAGCAGUCUAUGGGUCAAGCACAAAUAAUUAAAAAAAUAUUUAAUAACAAGACAAAUGGAUUUUUUAUCGAGUGUGGAGCAUAUGAUGGAGAAACUCGUAGCAACACUUUGAGCCUGGAACGAUCACUUGGCUGGACUGGUCUUUUGAUUGAAGCAGAUCCAAUAAAUUUUCGUAAAAUGUUAAAGAAAAAACGAAGAUCUCAUUUGUCACCUACGUGUCUUAGCACUCAGCCCUAUCCUAUGAGUGUUUCAUUUUUAAUGGCAAAUAAUAUUGGUCGUAUUCAUAAUUCAAGUGAAAAUAAUUCUGAAAAAAAUACAAUGGAUCGUGCUCAUCAUGGAAUUCACGUGGGUGUUCAAUGUUUUCCUUUGGCAUCAUAUAUUGCAGCACUUGAAAUAAAAACAGUUGAUUAUUUUAGCUUGGAUAUUGAGGGAGAUGAAAUGAGUAUUCUCAAGACAAUACCAUUCAAUCUAGUAGAUAUAAAGACACUAUCAGUUGAAUUUACUCAUGCUGAAAAUGAUCGUCAAGAAAUGAUUGAUUACAUGAAAUUACAAGGAUACUAUGUCCACAGUUUAGUAACACAUCCAAAUAAUUUGGCAAAUGAUUUUAUAUUUGUCAAAUCAUAAUUAUAUGGUAAACACUAUUUUAAUUAUUAAAUAUCAGUUAAUUAUUUUCAUUCAGGUUUUCAAGCUACUAGUUUUGUUUAUCGUUAAAACAUUGACUGAAUUUUGAAAAAAAAAAAAACAUUCCUUUUUGUUGUAUUAUUAUUAUAUUGUAAUUAUUAUAAAGUUUGUAUUUAAACUCAAUAAAUUUGUUUUUUUUUUUAUAA